Molecule: messenger RNA, 1287 nt
Organism: Hyaloscypha bicolor E
Lineage: Eukaryota; Fungi; Ascomycota; Leotiomycetes; Helotiales; Hyaloscyphaceae
Product: urease accessory protein UreG
Exons: 3
Coding region: 82-909 (275 amino acids)
Molecular function (GO): nickel cation binding; GTPase activity
Source: RefSeq, a predicted model, not a curated record
CUACCACAUCUUCACAGAGCAGGACUCACACUCUCUCCUUAACAAGCCAUCAAGCCUCAUUCAUAAUCCUAACUGCCCACCAUGUCUGGAAUGCACUCCCACGACGGCGUUAACUUCCAUGCUUCUCAUGGUCACUCUCACGAUCUCCCCGCCGCCGAUCACGGCCAUACCCAUGAAGUCCUUGAUGGGCCCGGGAGCUACAUGGGCAGAGAGAUGCCAAUCAUUGAGGGAAGAGACUGGUCUGAACGUGCUUUCACCGUUGGGAUUGGAGGUCCCGUCGGGUCAGGAAAGACGGCUCUGAUGUUAGCCCUCUGCCUCGCACUCCGAGAGAAAUACUCCAUUGCAGCAGUGACGAAUGAUAUCUUCACCCGCGAGGAUGCCGAAUUUCUGACAAAACACAAAGCCCUUCCUGCAUCGCGCAUUCGUGCCAUAGAGACUGGAGGUUGUCCUCAUGCUGCCGUUCGGGAAGACAUCUCUGCCAACCUUGCCGCACUGGAAGACCUGCACCGCGAGUUCACAACUGACAUCCUCCUGAUAGAAUCUGGAGGCGACAAUUUAGCGGCGAAUUAUUCCAGAGAACUAGCUGAUUACAUCAUCUACGUGAUUGAUGUCAGUGGUGGCGAUAAGAUUCCACGGAAAGGAGGACCAGGCAUAACGCAGAGCGAUCUGCUGAUUGUGAACAAGACCGAUUUAGCCGAGGCUGUGGGUGCAGACUUGGAUGUGAUGGAUAGAGAUGCGAGGAAGAUGAGAGAAGGUGGGCCGACUGUUUUUGCGCAGGUCAAGAAGGGCAGGGGAGUCGAUCAUAUUCUGGGUCUGAUCGAGAGCGCAUGGAAGGGCAGCGGUGCAGAGGCGGUCACUAAAGAGAGAGGUGGGCCCCAUGCUACGGCUGGCUUGGAUGAGCUGAAGUAGAUUGCUUUUCGCUUUGGUAUAGUUUGAUAUCGGGGCGGCUUUUUGGUGGGGAUUCUGAGCAAUAGCAAGCAUUCCUUUGUGGCUAACGUUAACUUUAUCUUGUUGGCUCCAAAAUGUCUCCGAAGUCUGGGACCGGAGUUAAUCUCAGGAGUAGCAGCAAGAAUUGGCUUGCCCUAGUUCUUGAUUUUCCGAGAUCGUGAGGUGUGGACUGGCAUUCCACUUCGCACCAUCAUUGCUUUUUGGACUGGAAUAUGCACUCACAUUAUAUUCCUUCCAAUAGCUUCGUUCUUCGUUCUUCUUUCGCUCACCCCUCAGUCUCAAGGACAACUUCUUUUCUAGAUAUCUCCAUGUCAUCCACCCAUUCCUCAAAAGCUAUGA